Messenger RNA from Brassica rapa (field mustard), 14260 nucleotides. Its product is annotated as BURP domain-containing protein BNM2A. The record is from RefSeq and is a predicted model, not a curated record. Lineage: Eukaryota; Viridiplantae; Streptophyta; Magnoliopsida; Brassicales; Brassicaceae.
AAUAAUGAAACACAUUAAUAAUGUAUUUAUUGUGGUUUAAUAAAGGGCUUAUUAUAUAUUUAGAUGGACCAACCUAUUUCUCUAAAGAUUUUAAGAAUCAUGCUAGUGAUGACACGUGGCUACAAAAAAAUGUUGCAAUGCUUCUCAAAUAAUAUAUAGGAGAUGUGAAAGCCUCACAUUGAUUUGAAUAUAUGGGCGCUAACGUAUCGCUUUAAUAGAGCUCCUCACAAUAAUGUUUCAUAUUUUGCUUACAAUUAAACACAAGGAAGUCGUAUUCUUUAGCUCAUACCGAAGGAUAUGAUGCAAAACUCAUUUAGCUCAUACCAAGUCGCAGAUCAUUUGGCUCAAAAUUGAACUAACUUUUUUCAUCACACUUUAUAACUUCAUUAUGGUAAAGAAGACAUCUCAAUCUCGACAAAAAUGUACGAGAGAGGAGAGAAAGUGAGUCUUAAAAAGUGCCUAAGCAUAUAAAAACAACAACAAAUAUAGAGAUCUAAAAGCAGAGUGUUUUAUCCAAAAUAAAAGAGAGGCAGUCACACCUCAAGAGAGCAUGCUACGUUGAAAGGCUUCGAGGAGUCUCAGUCUUGUGCAACGUCUACGGCUGCUUAUUUUUGGAUUAAUUGGUUCACCACGACGGAGCAGCACACACUAUAUAAGACUGAUAACGUGAUCAGGUGGAAGUCGAUGUGGUCGUGGUGCGGCCUGGGCGUUCUAGAGAUGGGCGUUCGGGGCCAUUUCUAGAGAUGGAGUGUUGCGAAGCACUCAACUACCCAUAAGAAACUUCGAAGGUCUGUCUCUAAAGCGUAUGAAACCCAAUGAUACCCUUGAGAAUGAUCGACGGCCAUGAACAACAGGUUGUUCCAUGUGAUCGUGUACUAGCCAUGGGACUCCACAUUUCACAUUAGCGUUUAUCCAAGACGAGCUACUAUGAAUUUAACGAAAGAUUGACAUGGUUUUUUCCAUCCUACGAGAGAUCACAUACAAGAGAUUACCUGCUGCUCCCCAUUUUUUUCUAUUGAAUUUUCUUCCAUCCAGGCUUCAGCAUCUCUUCUUCGCAGCAACCACAAAUAAAGCUUAUGCGUGGAGGUUGAAACUAAAGGCAGCUAAUAAAUCAAAUUCUCGACAACUAUGUCAGUUGUCUCCUUGAAUUUGCUUCCAUCCAGGCUUCAGCAUCUAUCCUUCGCAGUAACCACAAAUAAAUCUUAUGCGUGGAGGUUGAAACUAAAGGCAGCUAAUAAAUCAAAUUCUCGACAACUAUGUCAGUGAAAGAUUUCAUGGGUUUUAUAGCUCAUGAUCCUACAUGCAAUAUUUUGUUGAUGUUAUACAAAACUUAGCUUAUGCCAGCUAAGAAAUCAAGUUUUCGACAAAGGGGACAACUUUUGUUUGAGUCAUAGCUUAUGAUCUUACAUGCAAAUUUUUGUUCAUUUUAUACAUUUUGGAGUUUGUUAUGUGAGGCUACUUAUUCAUGCACACAAGAUUUUUUCGUAGACGAAAUUUUUAUUAUUAUGGCUAAGCCUAUUAAAAUGAAUUACAAAAUCAUUUUUUUUAAUACCAAAGGGAACCGCUGCAUGUGUGUUUUGAUAAUAUUUUGCUACAUUGAGUGACUGGAAAGGUCGAAUUAAUGAUAGUGGAUUUACAUAUAUUUCACAUUUUUGGUUUAUGGCAACAUAUAUAUAUAUAUAUCGAAGUGUGAUGAGCAAGGUACAAAUAUAUGACAUUUAAUUCAUAUUUAUCAUAGAUACAGCGUGACUUUAAAUAAGGUUUAUUAGACCUAUAUAAAACUUACUUCUCCCAUUCUCAAUAUCCAUUAAAAAUCCAAUUGUUUUACUUUACAAAUUAUAUUAGAUUUAGGGAAUAAGAAAUUAAAUAAAAUAAAAAUAAAUAUUCAAUAUAAAUUCUAUAAAAGCUACUAUUAUUAAAAUUUAUAUUUUCAACUCAAUAAAAACAAAUUUCUAUGAGUAUAAAUAUACAAAUUUUUAUAACCAACACAAAUAAAAUUUGAUUAUAUUAUAUAAAAUACAUAAUCUUAAAAUGUUACCAAUAAUGUUUGUACAAACGACACAAAUAAUAACAAAUAAUAUUAGAUGUCCUUUUUCUUCAACUAUUAUUAAGAUUUUAUUUUAUUUUUUAUUAUUUUAAAAUUUGUAAAAUAAAACCAUUAGUUCGACAUCAAAACAGUCUAAAAUGCAUAUAAGAUGAAACAAACCAAAUAAUAAUAUUUUGGGGGUUUAUCACCCAAAAAAAAAGAAAACUUCACUUAUUUUACUGAACAAAACAAAACAAAUAUGAAUUUAGAAUGAUGUUUAUAUUAUUUUAGAAGACUAAACCCCACCCCCCCCCCCCCCCCCAAAAUAGUUUUUUCUAUUUUUUCUUUUCGACUAUUAAAACGAAUAAAAGAGAUUUGAAAAUAACUAAAUAUCAAUACUUGAAUGUUUCUUAGUAAUGACUAAUAAGCGGUUAUUGAAAUAGGAUAAUAUCCUCUAUUUAAAACAAAAAAAAAAACGAAUUGAUAUCCAGAUUAAACAGAAUUAAUGUCUUUUUAUCUUAAAAAAAUAAAAUUAAUAAUCUCGCUCCAUGCACAGUUUGUACUAUAGAAUCAAUCGAACCAAUCUCUUUAAGAUAAUAUCCAGUUAUUUAAUGUUGGUAUCUUUUACUGUUUCAGAUUAGACAACAAUGUAAAAAGAGAGAGAAAAGCUGCAGGCUUCACAAUAGUUAACAAUACAAAUCAAAUGAAAUUAAAAAAUGUUAAAGUCUACUUUAAUGUGUAAACUAAUAGACGAAAACAUCACUGAAAGUUACGAAAAAAAGUUAGUAAGUCAGCAUCAGCAUAAGUAGAUUGAUUAUAUAUACUAUAGAGAGAGAUGGCUGUUCAUACUUCAUUGAGAUCUAAGAUCAAUUGAAUUGUUUUUAUAAGAAGUUGCUCAUUUUUCUAAAGGUAAGUCAAAAUUAGAAGAAGAGAACGAAGAAGAAACUCAUCUCUCUCGACAUAGAGAAUAUAAUACAUGGCUUCUUUGCGAUUCUCUGUUACCUCCCCCACCCUCCUCCUCCUCUUCUCUCUGCUGGUCGUGGAGGCACAUACUUCAAGAAAGCUGAUAUCAAACAAGGAACAAGAAGACCAAAAUACUAGUCAUUUGCUCAAAGAUGGUGAAUUCGAGGAUCCUUCAAUGUACAUGUUUUUAAACUUCAAUGAUCUUAAACUAGGAGCCAAAUUGCUCGUUUACUUCAACAAAAACGAACUUCGAACACUUCCUCCACUUCUCACACGACAAGAAGCUGAUCUCAUUCCUUUCACUAAGUCGAAGCUUGACUUCCUUCUCAAUCACUUCUCUAUCUCCAAAGACUCUCCUCAAGGGAAAGCCAUGAAGGAGACGUUGGUACGCUGUAACUACAAGGAAAUUGAAGGAGAGUACAAGUUUUGUGGGACUUCGUUGGAGUCAAUGCUUGAUCUUGCAAAGAAAACAAUAGCGUCUAAUGCCGAUAUCAAGGUCAUGACGACUAAAGUAAUUGCCCAAAACACAACAAGCUAUGCUUUACAUAACUAUACGUUCGUCGAGACUCCAAAGGAGCUUAUUGGGAUUAAAAUGUUGGGAUGUCAUAGAAUGCCAUACCCUUAUGUAGUUUACUAUUGCCAUGGUCACAAAAGUGGAGCCAGAGUCUUUGAGGUUAGUCUGGUCACAGAUGAUGGGAGACAACGGGUAGUGGGACCUGCUGCCUGUCAUAUGAACACGUCUAUGUGGAACGCUGAUCAUGUAGCUUUUAAGGUGUUGAAGAUAGAGCCGAGGUCGGCACCGGUUUGCCACUUCUUCCCUCUUGAUAACAUUGUGUGGUUAGCAAACUAGGAAAUCGAAGCUUAUCUCUCUUCUCUAUAUAUGUUGAUGUGAGUAUGUGUAUUAUAAUAACUAUGGUUUGAGAGAGAAAAAAAAUGGCUUGUUGGCUUUGGUAAUUGCCAUGUUUCGUGUGACUUGCAGCUUCUUACAUGAAUAUACUACGACAACUAAUGUAACAUAUAUAUAUAUAUCUCAUGCAUCCUGAUAUAAUGUUGUAUAAUUCUGUAUAUAUUGUUUAUCAGAAAAAAAAAAUUUGUAUAUAUAAUAACGUAGUAUUAUUAUGUCCGAUCCAGAAGAUUUCGAGUUUUGGGUCAAGAUGAUUUUUGGUGUGGGAGGCUAAGAGCAUGAUUAAUUGGGAUUCUUAGAGUGAGAUUUUUGACAGAAUAUAAGAAACCGUCUCUUAAUUUUUAACUAAAAAAUUAAGAAUCGGCACUAAGAACCUCACCUUAAGAACUCUGCAUUACUCAUGCUCUAAGGCUAAUAAUAGUCUAUCAAUAAGUGAGACUUAUCCGACCGAUGAUCAAAGUUUCCAUUACAACUUCUUAUUUCUCUGAAUGACAACCGGCAAGAUUUAAUUGAUUUAGAGCAUCAGCAUUGGUGAGAGCUAAUAUUAAAAUCUCUUAUGGAUAAAUAUCAUAUAAAUUAAUAUCGAAAUUAAACUUAAAAAUUCAAAAAAUUAAAUCAGUAAUACAAUGACACAUUGCUUCUUUGGGCAAUGGAAUGUAUGAGGAAUUUACGUCAGUUUCAGGUUACGUUUGCAACGGAUUGUUCUCAAUUGGUGAAAAUGGUUUCGGAACCAGAUGAAUGGCCAGCUUUUGCAAAUUACUUGGAGGAUGUCAAGAUCCUAAAAGAGAGCUUCACCAGAUCAGAGAUCAUGUAUGUACCAAGGACGCAAAAUACAAUGGCGGAUAGACUAGCACGCAGUGCUAGGAAGCAACCGUCUUUUGUCGUUCACAUGGAUGCAGAUCACCCGGUUUGGUUUACAGAGUCAGUACGAGUCUGUAAUAGUUGAAGACAAAAAAAAAAAAAAAAAAACAAAGUUUCUAACCUUGUGUAAAGUGUUCUCAAACAAAAACACUUUCUUCUUCUUUCUCAUAAAUUGUAUUUAAUUCCUUUAUUAUUAGUCUAAGAACACUUGCAAAAACAUAUCCAUUGUGGAUGUUUUUAGGGAUCACGAGAACAGAUUGUAAGAACCUUUAGUAGUGGUAAAAGAGGAUUUUUAUAGAUAUCAAUUGAAGGUUAUCUUAAGAGAAAAGUAAUACAACGAUUAACCUAUGUAACGAUAUAAACAGACCUAAGGUUUAAUCUCAAUACAUUCUCUCAAGCUGGAUAUACACACUCUGCUUACCGAGAAAGAGUGUCAAAUGCCUUGCUUCCAAAGAUUUAGUAAAAAAGCCCGCCAAUUGUGAUUUGGUAUAAACAUGUUUUGUCGAUGUUGUUCCUCGUAUGUUCUCGUCGUGGAUGAAAUCAAAAUCAAGAGCAUUGUGUUUUGUUUGGGCGUGAUACAUUGUUCAUCGCAUAAUUAGUAGCUGAGAGAGAUAAUCGGAAUGAAGCGUAACUAAAGAAUCACACUGAUUUUCCAAACUCGUAAGAAGGUUCCCAAAGCCAAAGAAGCUCACUCACUGUAUCUGUCAUUGCUUGAUACUCUAGUUCUGCAGAUAAACGAGACAUGAUGUCAUGCUUUUGUGUUUUCAAGAAGAUAGGAAAGCAACCAAGUUGAAUGAACCAUCUUAGGUCUGGGCAUUUUAUCCAAUACCCAAACUCAUACCCAAUCCAAAAUUUUUAAACCGAAGUAGUAAAAUACCCGAACGGAUAUUGAGUUAUGAGAGAUUGGAUACCCGAACCGAACGGUAAUAUCCAAACCUCGAUGGAUAUCCGAAGAUAACCGAACAUAUAUAUACUUAACUUAUAUUUCUAGUUUACUUCUCUCAUUUUAUUUAAAAUAUUAAUAUUAAUGUUGCAAAUUUUUUUAAGAUCAAAUAAUAUACAUCUAAUUACAGACAAAAUGAUUUGCUACUCACUUAAAAAGCUUGUCAAGCUUUUUGUUCCAUGCAUUAACAAAAGUUGCAUCCAAAAUUUCAAAAGAACAACCAAAUUAGUGUCAUUUUAUUUUUAAAAUGUAUCUCCAAACCUAUUAAUCGUUCAAUCUAUUAAAAAUUAGAAAAUCAGUUAAGUUAAAAAAAUAUUAUUAAAUACAAGAAAUUUGAGCACAAAACCGAAUACUUGUAUUCAUUUACCUUCCACCACGACAACACAUCAUAGUCUAUCUCAGAAGACUAUUCUUUGGAGUUUCCACCUGAUCUUUCAAAUAGAUUAUAACCUCAUAUCUUAAAGGCUGAUUUCGUUAAUCAUCUCUUUGAAAAUUAAGUCCAUUGCUCAUAUCCAAAAUCAAAAUCAAAUUCCAUUCUAAACGACCCAUCCUUUGCAUUAGAAUAGUCUUGCCCACUUUGAGAUGAUGUUGCACCAUACUGAGAUUGUGUCCCAAUGUUGACAUCCUAUUGUGUUUUCUAAGAUUGAUCUCAGGAGUGGAUACCACCAAAUUCGUAUGAAGGAGGGUGAUUAGUGGAAGACUGAUUUCAAGACCAAACAAGGUCUGUACGAGUGGUUAGUGAUGCCAUUCGGUCACCAACGCCCCCAGCACUUUCAUGACACUCAUGAACCAAGUUCUUCGACCUUAUAUCAGUAAAUUUGUGGUUGUGUACUUUGAUGAUAUACUGAUCUAUAGCUGCUUUUAACUGAUCACGUCGACCACCUUGAACACGUGAUAAAAAGUUCUUAGACCAGAAGGCCUCUAUGCUAACUUAAAGAAAUGUGUGUUUUGCACUGAUCAAUUGGUAUUUUUAGGCUUUGUUGUGAGUUCACAGGGUCUGAAGGUCGAUGAGGAAAAUAUCAAGGCGAUACAAGACUGGCCCACACUGACCACGAUCGGACAUGUCCGCACUUUCCAUGGUCUGGCCAGCUUCUAUCGACGGUUUGUAAAGGACUUCAGUACCAUUGCUGCUUCAAUGACUUCCGUGAUCAAGAAAAACGUAUCCUUUACUUGGGGAUCAGCCCAAGAAGAGUCUUUUAACAAGAUUAAAUAUAGUUUGACUCAUGCACCGGUCCUUACUCUGCCUAACUUCGAUAAAACUUUUGAGAUUGAAUGUGAUGCAUCAGGUACAUGUAUACGAGACGUGCUUACUCAAGGAGGCCGUCCAGUGGCCUACUUCAGUGAGAAAUUGAGUGGAGCUGCCCUCAAUUAUCCGACCUAUGACAAAGAGUUUUAUGCUCUAGUAAGGUCUCUUGAAACUUGGCAACAUUAUUCUAAAGAGUUUGUCAUUCAUACAGAUCAUGAGACGCUUAAGCAGCCAGAUGGUUGGAGUUUAUGGAGACUUUCCCUUAUGUGAUUAAGUACAAGAAGGGCAAAGACAAUGUGGUGGCUGGUGCCUUGUCCCGAAGAUAUACUCUUAUCUCGACAAUGGAAGCUAAGAUCAUGGGUUUUGAAUUUAUUAAAGAUUCUUAUGCUACUGACCUUGAUUUUCAAGAAGCUUUCAGAAACACUACACAAGGAGCAUUCGGUCCUUACUAUCAGCAUGAUGGUUUCUUAUUCAAGGAAAAGAAACUAUGCAUUCCCAAAGGUUCUAUGAGGGAAUUGCUGGUCCGGGAGGCCCAUGGUGGCGGCCUCAUGGGGCACUUUUGUCGAGACAAGACCUUAAGUGUCCUAACCGACUAUUUCUUUUGGCCAAACAUGAAGAGAGAUGUUGAAAACCUAUGUGCCAAAUGCACAGUCUGUCUAAGACAAAAUCCAGGUCACAUCCUUAUGGUUUAUACAUGCCUUUACCUAUUCCUAACCACCCUUGGAUAGAUGUUUCUAUGGACUUUGUCCUGGGUUUGCCCAAGAUAAACCACAAAGAUUCCAUUUUUGUAGUGGUAGACAGGUUUUCCAAGAUGAUCCAUUUCUGGAGAACAUUGUGGGGUAAAAUCGGUACUAAACUAUUUCUCUCGACCACUUGUCAUCCACAGACUGGCAGCCAACAGAGGUAGUAAACCGUACAAUCUCUCAGUUAUUGAGAGCUACGGUCGGUAAGAACUUAAAUAAUUGGUUAUCUCGUUUGCCGUUUAUUGAGUUUGCUUACAACCACGCUAAGCACUCUGCUACCAACCCCUCUCCUUUUGAAGUUGUCUAUGGUUUUAAGCCAGAAACGCCACUCAACUUCUCCGAGCUCCCCAGUUCCAUGUACCGCAGCCGAUAUGGUGCUAGUAAGGCCGAGUUUGUUAAGAACAUGCAUAUGAAGGUCAAGGAGAAACUGGAGGCCAAGAUGGCCAAGCUUAAGGUCCGGGUCGACCAGAAGAGAAAGGAGGUGUUGUUCGAACCAGGCGAUUUGGUGUGGCUGCACAUGCGACCUGAGCGGUUUCAAGAAGAGAGGAAGUCCAAACUGUCGCCACGAGGGACUAGCCCAUUCAGGGUCCUUGAGAAUAUCAAUGACAAUGCUUACAAGCUUGAGCUUCCAGGUGAGUUAAAAAUUUCUCAUGUGUUCAAUGUAUCUGAUUUGUCCCAUUUUCUUGUAGAUGAUGGUGUUCUGAGGCCAGAACCUUUUCAAGGGGCAGGGAAUGAUGAGGCCAUCCAAAUGGAGGUGCCCAUAGUUAGGUGUGGUCCGACUACCCGAAGUGGAGCCAAGCCAUAAGAAAAGGUUUCUCCAAAGCCGUCCAACAGAUCCUAGAUCAAGAUGGACAAAAUGGCCAGAACCAGCUGCUGAUUGAAGAGAUUAUCCAAUUGAAGAUUCAAGAUCAAGCCGGUCCAAUUCAAUUUAGAUCCUUCGGCCAGAACCAAACCGGCAUAAUCAUCUCCACAUGUGAUCUCGGUUCAGACCCCUUCCCAAUUCAAUCCGGUUCUGAGUAAUCCGCCCCAUUCAAUUUAAGGUAAGAAGGUAAGAAUUCAAUUAUGAUUUCUAACCGGUUUAUUAUUUUUGGUUUGUCUUGGUUCUUUUAUUUUUAUUGCAAUAAACUUAUGGGCAAAUUGUUAGUCCUUUUAUUUUAUUUGAGUCCAAUAAUUCAACGCCUUUGUUAGCCUUUGCUUUAGAGUCCAAGAGAGUCGGCCCAUCUUGUUUGGACUUGUCGAUUUAGUUGUCCAAGAGAAUCCUUGUUGUUUUUGCUUCAAAGUCUCCUAGAAGGGCAUAGCUGCCGGGUAUUUAAUCCCCACUAUAAGCAGCCUUGUAUUUUUUUAGCUUAUGAAAUAUAUGAGUCUGUUUGCUCCAGCAAAGAAACCAUUUUCUCUCUAGUUCUGAGUGUGAAGCCGGCUAGAAAAAACCUUGAAUCUUAUCAAGUUUUCAUCAUCAAACUUGUGGUGAUUCCUCACUCCAUUCCAUCCACCGAUCCAGCUUGAGAGAGACAUCAGUCCAGCAAGCCAGAUCCCAUCUUCACGCCAUCUCCAUCUCAUGUACUUGUUGAGAGAGGCACACGCCCAGCAACAAGAAUCCAUCCUCCAUCUUCUAUCCUUCUCUUGUUUUUGUUUCAAUCGCAUCAUAUAAUUUUAGAUCGACCAUCUUAAAUUAAAAUCCAUAAAAAGUCAUAUAUGCUUCUGUUCAUCAUUCUCCAGUUAGUUUACUUUAUAUUUCAUCUUAUAAACUCAUAAAAAAUCAUUCUCAUUUGUUUCUGGUACCAAUCGGGUGGCCAUCUCUCCAUCGCAUCCACCUUGCCGCUCCUCCGACCGUCCGUCCGUUCUGUCCAGGCCGAUCCAUCCGAACCUCAGUCAAGCCAUCCGCGUAGUCUGAAUCUCAGCCUGCAACAAGUGCUACAUCGACAUACCAUUUGAUUGUGGUAGUGUGCAGAUUAAAUUAAUUAGUAUGCAUAUACACGUAAUAUCAGAUAUUGUACAAAAAGGUGUGUCAGUAUAACCAUACAUGAUGUCUCGGAAUAGAAUUCAUGUGUCUACUGUAUUUUCUUUGAAUGAGUUGUGAGUUUAGGUCGAUAGAAGGCGUCUUUAUUUAUAAGAAAAUGCUAGAAGAUAUUUUUUUGAAAUGAAUAAUUAUUGUUAUGAAUAUAUCUGUACUGUUUAGGAAGUUGAGAAUAUAUUGUGUGAUCUCAAAGCCAAUAUCGUUUAUGCCGUUAAGAUAAUAUAAUUUGGAAUAUUUUUCAGGAGAAGAGAUAUGGAAGUUGGUAUCGUUUUUUUAUCAGCUCAAAGGCGAUGCAUGCAUUAAUAUUCAAUGCAUAUUACAUGCAUUUUAUGGAAGUUUUUUUUUUGGUAAAAUGUUAAGAUUUAUACCAUUUUCGAUUUUUUAAAUUGUUGCAAGCAACUUAUUACAAAGAAAAGAAAAGAAACAAGAUCAACCCAACUCAAUAACAAGAACAAAAGGAGAGAAACGAUCAAGGAGGACGGUAACAGAGGAAAUAAAACUCAAGCAGAGGAAGCUGGCUGCAGUCUGGCAGGAAGAGAUAGAAUGCGGUCCCUUAGUAGCCUGUCCAGCUGAAGAUGAAGGCCCUGAGCAGAGGUGGAGACAGCGGUGAAAAUGCGUGUGUUUCUCUCCUUCCACACAAUAUAAAUGAUAGACUGGAAGAUGAGCUUCAUGAGCACGGAUGCAUUGUGAUUGGCAGGAGGAUGAGGCUGCAGAAUCCAAGCUGCUGCAGCGUGAAUCCCAGAUGUGCGACGCAAAAGGCAGCUAAAGAGAGGAGGAAUAAUCACACUCAAAGAAGAGGUGAUGAUGAGUUUCCAAACCUGACGAGCAGAGAACACAACCCAAGAGACAUUUAAUCCCCAAUGCAAAAGUCGGUCCUUAGUUGGUAACCUUCUCAGAAGAGCAAGCGAAGCCACGAAGGAGUUUCUCGGUAUAUUUUCUUUAAGCCAAAUAUCUUUGCUCCAAAACACAGUAGGAGAGGGUUGUUGCAAGAACUCCCAAGUCACUUUGGAAGAAAAAAUGGGACCAAAAGUACCAUCAGAUUUACGCCACUUAAAGGUAUCCGUACCUUUAGUAGAAUUUGGAGGAUCAAUCGUAGUGAUGACCUCCUGAAUGGUUUGAAUAGCGUUGGAACGUGCUGCGGGUAGAGUCCAGGAUCCAUUAGUUGAGGCUUGAUUGACAUUAGCGCCCUUCCUUAUACGAAGACUACGAGGACCUCCUUGGCCUGUGAAGUCGAUUAAAGGGCCAAGAGAUGUCCAAGAAUCAAACCAGAAGCUCGCAGCUUCACCAUUACCAAUAUCACAGUGCAUAUAGUCUUUAAGAAUUGGUCUUAGCUGCAACAUAAAUCUAAUUGUUGUAGAAAACCUAUUCGAAUCAGGAGUCAGCCAAAACCCCAGUCUUCUGAAUAUCAAUACUAUUAAAAGGAAAACAUUCCUAAAAAAUCUACUUUAAAAAGUUGUUGCACCUACUUAAUUAAUUGUUGGGCCAUAUAAUAAAUUAACCUAACUAUAAAAUAUCAAUAAAUGUUUCAUACCCUAUAUUUUCUCCUGCAAUCAACUGGAAAUUAUAACUAAGCAAAUCAAAUAUAUUUUAAUCAUAUGUCGAUAGUUUCCACCUUGCUAUAUCCACUUUCUUCCAUAUUAUUAUACUUACUAUAUAAAAAAAUUGUUCUAGACACAUUUUAAAUAUAUACUGAUUGUAACACUAAUAAAUAGUGAAAUACUCGUGUGAACAUGAAUCUGAAUAGUAUUUAAUUAUAAAAUUACUCCAUGAAAUAUUUCCUACGUAAAUUUGAUAUAUAUAUAUAUAUAUAUAUAUAAAUACCAUGAAACAUUAGUAAUAGUUAUGUUCAUUGUUCAAUGUUUAUAAAACUAUUAUUGUCGAUUGUUUUAAGUUGCCCCUUUAACACUACUACAUGAAUGAUAUAUAUACCAUGUAUAUUAAUAUUACUGAUCAUUACAAAUGAAUAACAAAAAUACAAUUUAUUAUAUGAGAAGUUUAAUCAAUUUUUAAAAAAAAUUGAUACUAUAAGAUUUUUCUAGGUUUUUAGCAAGUCAACCGGUGUCAGUUCACUGGUUAAUAGCAGUUUUUGGGUUAAUAAGUUUUUAAAUUAAUAAAUUUUUAUUAAAUUCAAAUUUUAUGGAAACAUAUGAGUUGAUAGAAACUCUAAUAGAAUAUUACAUGAAGAACAUCAGCUAUUCUGGAUUUAUAUAUCCAUCAGGUUUACCAUUUCGACUGUAGGUCCGAAUCAGACUUGAAAGCCAUUGCUAAUAUCUUUGUAUAUAAACCACACUACUAAAAGGAGUUAAAUAAUUUGUAUACUUUCUUCACACCAUUUAAAUGUGAUGCACUAUUAGUCCUCAUCAUUUGGUUUUAGUUUGAGUAUUUUAGUUUUUGGUGUUUUGAUUCUAUAAAUAUAGAAACCGUUCAGGUAUUUACAAAGUUUGGUUAGGUCUCAGUUGGAAUAUUUUGGUUUUUGGUUUGGUAACAAAGUUGGAAACUGGACCAGUUUCAAAUUUUCAGUUCCAUAAAUAUAUGAUCUACUCAGUUUAUGAAAUCCAAUUCAGCUUUGGUUUUUUCAGUUUGGUAUGUUUUAGUUCGUGCUUUUGGAUAAACAUGCUAAGAUUUAUCCAUUAUCUUAUAUUGAAAUUCGUUUAAAAUAUAUUUAAUUUCGAAAACAAACUCGCGUUUUUUAAACGCGGGUCAAAAUCUAGUUGUAUAUUAUGGAAGUUGUAUGAAUUUAUGUUCGAUAUUAAGGAAUAUAUUUAUACAGUUAAUGAUAUUCAUAAUAUAUUGUGUAAUUUAGUGUUGGUUAAAAUCGUGUAUGCAUUAAAUAUUAUAUAUAUAUAUAUAUAUUUAUUUUAAAGAAUGAAACAAUCAGUUAAUAUUGUUAGGAAGAAACAGUAUAUUCAGAUUUUACAACCAUAGUUUAGGAAAAUUCGAUUCUUUCAAUAAUAUUUAUUUACAAUUAAAUCAGUUGUGUUGUCCACGUUAUUGCUUUUUGUAGGUAAUUAUAAUCCGUUUAAAAAAAUUUAAAUCAAUAUAUCAAUCUUAUUAAAAAUAAUGAAACGAUAAGGGUUGUUUGUUAGGAAGAUUGGAAUAUUUGGAUUAUCAACCAUAGUUUAGGAAAUUCCUAAUCUUUCAAUAAUAUCUUAUAAGACUGAUUUAACAAUUUACAAAUAUUUUUCUUUCAUGUGAAAAAAGGGAAUGUAUCUUGUUAUUUUAUUAACUUCUUAUAGUAUAAUAUUUUUCUGUCAUCAAAUCAGUGUAUUGUUUAGGGAUUAUGUAUAGUUUUGUACAAUUUAAAAUACAAAUAUUUGUAAAUUUUGAGCUAACCUUUAUACCAGCCAAAGUUUAUACACGACUUUUGUAUACAUGUUUGCUCAUAUGUUUAUCUUUGUUAGAAACUUAUUUGUUAUAAUGUAAUUAUGACCAGUAGGCAGUAGUACCAAGGUUAUACAAUGAAAAGAUGGAUUAGGGUAUGUAUUUUGUGGUUUAGGGAUUAGAACACAUAUAUGUUGUACGGGUUAUUAUUUGGCUGUUGCUGAAUUUAAUAUAUGGACAUAACCAGUGUAGGUGAUUUCUAUAUUGUAUAACAGCUCACCAUUGAAACAAAAUAAUUCAUAUGUAUUAUCGCUAUAAAUAAUGAGAGAAUAUAUAGGAAGAAAAUCAUUUUGUGUUCAAAGAACUAAUUACACUAAUACUCUCACACCUAGUGGCAUAAUUUCUUUGAAAAACUAGUGGCAUAAGUAGUAAAUAAUAGGGUGUUUUAGAGGCUAAAAAUAGAUAGAAUCCUACUUUAAAUAGAUUAGAUUUUGAACCGCGCUUUUAAAGCGCGGAUUUGUUUUUCUCUUAAUUUUUUUUUAAAAAAUUGAAAAAUAAUUGUGAAAUGUAAUAUUUCAUUUAUUUUUAUUUUCUCUUUUUAGUUGCUAAAAAUUAUCAUCUUUUUAUUAUUAUUUUAUAAAGACAAUUUAUGUUUACGAAAUUGUAAUUGAUUUUGUGAAAGGAUUCAAAGUGGUAUUUAUCUAAUCAAUAAAUCUUAUUAUGUAGUGAAUUUCUAAAUUUAUUUUAUUUAAAAUUGUAACCGGUUAAUAAACUGUAUUUUAAAGUGUGAAACUCAUUAGUCCACAGAUCUGAUUAGUUUUUCAGAUUACGUUAUAAAUAUUUCAAUAUGUUUUGAAAGUUUAAAUUUUAUUGAGGAAACAGAAAAAUCUAAUAAUCAUGUGUUAAUGUGAGUUUAUUUUUGUUCAGAUAAACAAUGGCUCGGAAUGGUGAAUGCGGUUUGAACGGUGCGGGACAAGCAUUUCAACUACGGUGCGGUUUUAACAGUUAUAAAAAUAUAUAUAUAGUAUAUAUAAAGAUUUUUGUUACUGUUAACUGCGGAGCGGGGCGAGACGAUAGUUACCAUUUGAAGCCAAUAUGUUUGAAAUUGGCCCGAAUGGCCCAGAGUAAAAAAAAUUGUGCCGAAAAAAUGUGUGGUCUAUGACCCAUUCACUUUAAAAAAAAAAAAACAGAAAAGGAAAGAAGCAAAAAUUUCUGUCUCGAUGUAAUAUUAUUUUCUAA